This is a messenger RNA of Hydractinia symbiolongicarpus, 552 nucleotides long. Its product is annotated as 60S ribosomal protein L22-like. The record is from RefSeq and is a predicted model, not a curated record. Gene Ontology annotation, molecular function: structural constituent of ribosome; RNA binding. The transcript is spliced from 4 exons. Gene Ontology annotation, biological process: cytoplasmic translation. Bases 126 to 500 code for a protein of 124 amino acids. Gene Ontology annotation, cellular component: ribosome. NCBI's taxonomy places the organism in Eukaryota, Metazoa, Cnidaria, Hydrozoa, Anthoathecata, Hydractiniidae.
CAUUAUCUCUUUUAAUCGUAACCCCCUAUUAGAUUUAUUUUAUCAAGCGAACAGAAGCAGUGGUGUUCCACGAGAUACUUCUUUUCACAUUCGAAGCUGAACAAGAAGGCAUCGUUCGCUAAAAUAUGGCUCCAGCGAAAUCCAAGAAAGCUUCAAAAAAGAAGUCUACAUUGACUUUUAACAUUGAUUGUACCCAUCCAGUAGAAGAUGGUAUCAUGAAAGUAGAUGACCUUAGAGAAUUUCUUAUGAGACGCAUCAAGGUCAACAACAAGUUAAAUAACUUGGAACAGCUUACCAUUGAAGCUGCAAAGACCAAAGUCACAGUUACAAGCGAAAAGCAAUUUUCUAAAAGGUACUUGAAAUAUUUGACGAAAAAGUACUUAAAGAAGAACAAUCUUCGUGAUUGGCUUCGUGUAGUUGCUUCCACUCAUUCGGAUUAUGAACUCAGAUACUUCCAAAUUAACAACGACGAAGAAGAGGAAGAGGACGACAAUGAAUAAAUAUUCUGUUUAAAUGUAAAAAUUAUUUAAAUAGAUACACAAAAUCAUCAAA